Aspergillus steynii IBT 23096 is the source of this 1988-nucleotide messenger RNA. Its product is annotated as putative C6 transcription factor. NCBI's taxonomy places the organism in Eukaryota, Fungi, Ascomycota, Eurotiomycetes, Eurotiales, Aspergillaceae. Bases 78 to 1988 code for a protein of 636 amino acids. Gene Ontology annotation, cellular component: nucleus. Gene Ontology annotation, biological process: DNA-templated transcription; regulation of DNA-templated transcription. Gene Ontology annotation, molecular function: DNA-binding transcription factor activity, RNA polymerase II-specific; transcription cis-regulatory region binding; zinc ion binding. The record is from RefSeq and is a predicted model, not a curated record. The transcript is spliced from 12 exons.
CUGCAAGUGUCCUCUUCCAUCAUCUCGUUUGCAUUGAACAAUCCUGGCAGCUCUUUGCCACAGUCCCAACCAAUAAGAUGGACUCCGACGACUCUGGGGUAGUCGCAGCUCCUCCGGGGAAAAAGCGAAUACCGAAAUCCUGUACCAAUUGCCGACAGUCAAAGGUGAAAUGCGAUGGAAAACGGCCAUGUACCAGAUGCGACAAGAUAAAGAAAAAAUGCGUGUUUUUUGAGACACCUAAAGACCCAACCACUCAGAGAUUAGAGACCGUAGAAAACGAAGUUCAGCGCCUGAAUGAACAGCUUGAGGAAUUACGCGGACUACUUCAUUCACAGAUUUCACAGUCUUGUCAUGAGAGUCUUCGCACACCAUCACCUCCCCGGAUUGCACCUACUUCUGCAUCUAUAACUGCUUUUGAUACUAUGGCGAGCCCUGAAGCAAUCCCACACAGUCGUCAAUAUAGCGCUGCUGGAGAGGUGCAUCUCCAAAGCCCACUCCAAGCAGCGAAUUCAGAGACCAGUCGUCCCUCAAAACGAAGACGCUCUGGGUUCGAGAUCAGAGACGAACCGGUUUCCGAUUUCAUCAGCAAGGGUCUCAUAACGGCAGACUAUGCGGUAUCAUGUUUCAAUACGUAUAUACCCAUUUUUGACCCUGGAUAUGACACGUUUACCUCGGUACGCUCUCGGAGUAGCAUUCUCCUGAAUGCUAUCUGCACCAUUGGCAGCCGCGUUGAAAGGUCUGGCUCACAGAUGUCCGACUUAUUGCACUCGGAGCUCAAGCGGUGGAUCAAUGUCAUCAUCCAGAACGAGAAGAUGAGCUGCCUCGAGUCAGUGCAGGCCCUGCUAGUCGUCGCCUGUUAUUCUGCCGAGCGCUCUCUACUCUUAUCAUUUGCAACUCGGAUGGCGCUGGACUUGGGCAUAGAUGCGGCGUUUGAAGAGCUCACGCACAGACUGACAAUGAAGGAGGUCGAAGAGAUCUCCAACAUCUCGGGACUGAGGGAAGAAGAGCGCAUUCUUAUGGUAAAGUCAAGGACAUGGUUCGGACUUUUGGUCCUGGAGCAUAUUUUCCGCGUGGACGGUGGAAAACCCCCGGGGAUUCGAAUGACCGGAAACGCUCGUCGAUGCCGCAUGUUGCUUCGUCAUCCUUCGUCGACAGUCCUGGAUCUGCGUCUGUUCUCUCAGGUGGAGCUAACCCUAGACACAGUCAACAUCAACGAUACUCUAGGGGCAAGUCAGACCCUGAACCGGACCGAUAUUGCGGAUUUUGUGCAUGAAGCCAAGGUAGACCUCGAUCUCUGGUUUGAUGACUGGUUGCGAAUCAUUGAAAACACAACCACCGCAGCGCAAGAAAAACCAUACUUGCUUGCUGCAUUACGAGUCCAGAAAUGCUGGUCUGAGAUGAUGCUCCACUGCAAAGCCCUCCGGUCCAUGGGCGUAGAGAACAACAACCCGAACCACAGAACCAUGUCAUCCGUCGAGCGCAACAUCCUGCUCAUGGCCAAAGCGAGUGCCCGGAAACACCUCCGCCUCAUCAGCGUGGAACCAGACUUCUACCUCGCCAAGCUCAAGUACGCGAUGGACUUCGUCUGGGCCAAAUGCGCAUUCUGCUUCCUCCUACUGCUCAAGCUCUCGCGACUGCUGCCCGAACGCAAAGAAGAACACCAAGAGCUACUCGACCACGGAACCCGACUCCUCGACGAACUGGCCAAGUCCGGCUCGAACAGCGACACGACCGGCAACGGCAACGUCUACCUGCAUAUCCUGCGGCUGAGCAUUGAGAAGUACGGACGAACGCUGCAGGAGAAUGAGAUGGGGUUGAGCCAGACGGCGACGACGGCGCCAUUUUGGGAGCUGUUUGAUGCGCAGGCCGAUUUGCAGUCGUUCGUGCCGGAGCAGUUCGUGACCGAGUGGGAUUUCCCCGGGCUGAAUUUGUUUUAUUUUCCGACUGCGUGGCAGGAUUUCUUUGGGGAUUUUUCGCUGGCGGUUUGA